AAUAACAUAACCUCACUUAAAAAAAAUCGUUUUUCCCGUUAUACUUACAUAUUUAUCAUGAAAUAGUUUUGCUACAGCGACAACACGCACCAUGUACAACUUCCUAGACCCCAAACUAAUGCCAAAGCUACAAUGCAGCGCCCCCGCAAUGGACAACUACGAGCCCCACAAUUUAAUCAGCGACAACGAAGCCGUAAGGGCCCGGGGCUUCCUCGCUUACACCGUAACGCGCCCCCCUAUCGAGCUCGAGUUCGAGUUUCUCUGCUCGGUAGACAUUUCUUUCAUAAUUUUGCAAACUUCCAUUGGGAAUCAAAAGUGCACCGGAAUCGAACUUUUCGCCAGAAGUGAAGCCUCCUCCUACGUUUCUAUAGCAAAGGCGGUUUAUAACACACCCGGACUCACCUUUUGCACCAGCAGGAAGUACUCACGGACGAAUUUACCGCCCAACCAUGACCCAACCAACGGGUUGUUUUUUUUUAAGAAUGACACAGUUCGCGUUUUUAUGAAUGCGAAAUUUUUGAAAGUGGUGAUUUUUAGGACCGAGCGGACUGUUCCGUGUUUGGGGGGGAUUAAGGUGUUUGGGAAACCGGCGAGGAGUUGCUCGGAAGCCACUGUGACCACGAUUGAUAGAAUCAUGGGGCGGAUUGUACCGAAAGUUACCACUGGUGGAAAAGAAAAUAAUACCAAUUUUGCGAUUCCACAAGACUUUAUUGAUGAUUUAACUUGUGAGGUUAUGGCGGUUCCCAUGACCCUUCCAAGCGGAAAAACGGUAGAUAGGGAUACUUUAGAAAAACACAUAGAAAAUGAGAAGUCGUUUGGGCGAAAACCAGGUGACCCUUUCACUGGAUUGAACUUUACAGAAAAUCGAAAGCCUGUGAUGAAUGUAGCUUUAAAAAGCCGGAUUGACAUGUUUCUAAUCCAGAAUUCAACCAAUCCAAGCACUUUUAGUUUGAAACGAACCCUAGGUAGUGACCAAAUUAAUAGCUUUAAGAGACUGAGGACCAGUGAGACCAGUGUUCAGUGUUGUGUUUGUCAACAAGACCAAAAUUUGUAUGAAAUUCCGUGUCGGCAUUAUUAUUGUAGACAGUGUUUACUAACCUUAUUAUCACACAAGUGUAACAUUUGUAACACUGAAUUUUCAAAAAGUGAAGCCACUCGCUUUCAUGUUUAAUUUUUCUAAUAAAAUGAAAUUCGCGCUUGGAAA
Zophobas morio is the source of this 1204-nucleotide messenger RNA. RefSeq names its product RING finger protein 37 (gene Ubox5). NCBI's taxonomy places the organism in Eukaryota, Metazoa, Arthropoda, Insecta, Coleoptera, Tenebrionidae. The record is from RefSeq and is a predicted model, not a curated record. Gene Ontology annotation, biological process: protein polyubiquitination. The transcript has a single exon. Gene Ontology annotation, cellular component: nucleus. The coding region runs from base 92 to 1171 and encodes 359 amino acids. Gene Ontology annotation, molecular function: ubiquitin-ubiquitin ligase activity; ubiquitin protein ligase binding.